GCACGCGUCGUCGGGAUUUGCCGUUGCACACAAGUCGCCCUUCGUCACGGCCAAGGUCGGACACAAAACUCGCUCAGGCCAGCUUCCACAUAGACAGUUUGACUGGCCAGCAUGAGCGCUCUCCGUUUCGCUAACCGGAUCCUCCCAUCCUCUGCGCUAGUGGCGCCUACCCGUCGGUGGAUCUCCACCACUCGCGUUACACGCGCGGAAGCUGUUAGCGUUGCGACACCGGCGGGAAACGUUGGGGCCGUAAAGACGGAAAGGAAACCUGUUGGAGCGUUCCGUGGAGGCAUCGUCGGGUUCCUCUUUGGGUUCUCGCUCGCCGCCUCGUACGCCGCGUACCACCUCCUUGAUGAGUACAAGUUAGCGUCCGCUGCGCUUCAGGCCAGCGUGGAAGAGUUGCACGCCAGCACAGAGAAGAUAUCUGCACAGAUACGACGCAUCGAGGCUGUUGAGAAGGAUCUGAAGGCACUUUCUGGGACUUCGGCCAGCAAAGAGGAUCUGUCGAAGAUUCGCGCGGAGGUUAAGAAGUUGUAUGAUGGCUUGCACGUCGAGUUCCUGGACCUGCGGAGUCAUGUUUGGGGCAUUCAGCAAGACGUACAUGCGUUAUCGAAGAAAGAUUCCACUACCCUUCGAGUGUGAUCCUACUUCCUUUACGGCGCUGUACAUCCUCUGCUGUGAUAUCUAUUGGACUUCUUCACCGGAUCAUCUACAUCUCG
Messenger RNA from Punctularia strigosozonata HHB-11173 SS5, 719 nucleotides. RefSeq lists its product as uncharacterized. Lineage: Eukaryota; Fungi; Basidiomycota; Agaricomycetes; Corticiales; Punctulariaceae. Bases 112 to 642 code for a protein of 176 amino acids. The record is from RefSeq and is a predicted model, not a curated record. The transcript is spliced from 6 exons.